This is a messenger RNA of Zychaea mexicana, 819 nucleotides long. Its product is annotated as pyridoxamine 5'-phosphate oxidase-domain-containing protein. The transcript is spliced from 3 exons. The record is from RefSeq and is a predicted model, not a curated record. NCBI's taxonomy places the organism in Eukaryota, Fungi, Mucoromycota, Mucoromycetes, Mucorales, Lichtheimiaceae. Gene Ontology annotation, molecular function: FMN binding. Bases 1 to 819 code for a protein of 272 amino acids.
AUGUCAAGCUCACCAUGGAAGACAUUUCUAGCAUCACAACUGCAAACCAACAUUGAGCGAGUAGGCUUGUCUGCGACUUAUGUUUCACUGGCCACUGUUCGCCCUGACGGCACACCAGCCAAUCGGACCGUUGUAUUCAGAGGAUUCGCAGGAGAAGAUCAUAGGUCAGAGACGGGCUGGCAAAGCGAACUAUUGACAGUAACUUCAGCCAAACGGUCCCGCAAAAUGGCAGAUAUCGCAGCGCAGCCGAUGGUCGAGCUCAGCUGGUUCAUGGCUGGAACACAGGAACAAUUCCGCGUCCACGGACGAAUGGUUGCUGUGCAGGCAGGCACAACCAGUGACGCGUUGCGUGGAGUAUUGCCCGACCCAGUGACAAAGAAAGGAGCUGGUAGUGCAAAGGACACGAGUGCAUCAUCGAGUACUGGUCUUGCGACUCGGGCAUUUUUGACAAGGCUAUCCCGAGAAGGAGCAGGAGACAACAGUGACGGUGGUAAUACAUUCGAUUGGCAAGUUGAGCGGUUGCGGCAAUGGUAUCGGAUGAACGAUCAGCUUCGUGGCACGUUCCCCGAAGCAGGCGACGGAGAGCCGCUGGCAAUCGAGAACAUGGACAAUGAGGGCUGGUUUGUCAACCACGAUCCUGCAAAGCAAAAGCUGCUUGAGGCUGGUUAUGAAAAUUUUGCUCUUCUGGUGAUGCAGGUCGAGUCUGUGGACUAUGUCAACCUCACCACUGGAGAGCACUCGGUCUUCAUCAAGCCCAAGGAGAGGCAAGAGCAGGCGAUGGAGGAAAGCAGCAAGUGGGUGUUCAAGAGACUGUCAUGA